Molecule: messenger RNA, 291 nt
Organism: Cyprinus carpio (common carp)
Lineage: Eukaryota; Metazoa; Chordata; Actinopteri; Cypriniformes; Cyprinidae
Product: HAUS augmin-like complex subunit 6
Exons: 4
Coding region: 36-263 (75 amino acids)
Source: RefSeq, a predicted model, not a curated record
CUGCUGCAUUGCCAGUAAGUACAAAGUAGCUGGAGAUGAAAAGAUUACACCUGGUGAAGAGACAAUUCCAGAGAGUGACUGUAGGGCAGGACUUUCUCAUUCAAGACUACCAGAAAAGAGCUAAAGGUUUGGAGACAUCUUUGAGGGACCUUGAUGCAGAAAAUGCCAAAUAUGAUCACUUGCUUAAAGAACAUGACAGUAACACAGAUUUGAAGGAAGAUAUUCUUGCAAAAAAAUCGAAAGGUGCGAGGCUUUUGGACUGAGACAGACAGAGUCUUAUCCCCCCUUGUA